AUGUCAAAUCUUUCAAAAUGUGACGUUUGCCAAAAAACCGAAUUGAAACCCGGUGAUUCUGGUGUUUAUAUUGGAGAUUAUAGAGGGAACAAAACUGAACAUUUGCAUGUAUGUUUGACUUGUUGUCGAGCCAAAAAACAAGAGUAUUUAGAAAACUAUGCUUUUAUUUAUUCUCACGAACAAGAGUUUAGAAAUCAAAAAAGAGAUACUGGAUAUUUGAAGGCAGAUGAGACGGGGUGUUAUGCCGACAAAAAGGACCAAAACGCCAAGUUAAAUUCCCCAGAAUACGUUGCAAUGCCGGAUUUAAUUACUUAUAAUGAUAGAUAUGCCGAUAUGCUAGUUUGCGAGCAUAUAGUUAGUUACGAAGAGUUGGAAAAAGAUGAUUUUGAGGAAAUUGCUAAUUUAGUUGAAAAGCGAAGAAAAGAAAAAGAACAAUUAUUCGAACAAAAACGAAGUCAAAUCCUGGAAAACGACGGUGGGGAGGAUAAUCCAAAUAAUUUUAAGAAGUGGGUGGAAAUAGAUGACCAAAUUACGAUUACUCCUUAUGAGGUAAUUGAUAGGUCAAGUGAAAAACCACGAAAAGAUAAUUCAGAUGUUCUCUUGUGGUCUAUAUGGACUGGUCAGAAAUCAUUGGUUAAGGAGAUUAACGACAAUUUAUUGCGUUAUUUUAGAGAAAAUGACAUUAAAGAAAUAAGUUUAAAAGAUAACCGUCUAGUAAUUAAGCAUAAUAAUAAUGAAAUU
Molecule: messenger RNA, 741 nt
Organism: Ambispora leptoticha
Lineage: Eukaryota; Fungi; Glomeromycota; Glomeromycetes; Archaeosporales; Ambisporaceae
Source: the annotation of a GenBank genome assembly